This is a messenger RNA of Tribolium madens (black flour beetle), 1417 nucleotides long. RefSeq names its product probable multidrug resistance-associated protein lethal(2)03659. Gene Ontology annotation, biological process: transmembrane transport. Lineage: Eukaryota; Metazoa; Arthropoda; Insecta; Coleoptera; Tenebrionidae. The transcript has 4 exons. The record is from RefSeq and is a predicted model, not a curated record. Gene Ontology annotation, cellular component: membrane. Gene Ontology annotation, molecular function: ATP hydrolysis activity; ATP binding; ATPase-coupled transmembrane transporter activity. Bases 264 to 1325 code for a protein of 353 amino acids.
UGUGGUUCUAUUAUAGCAAUUUCUGUGAUAAAUCCUUUAACGCUACUGCCAACACUUGUGGUACUUGUCGUUAUGUUUUUUAUCAGAAAAAUUUAUUUGGCAAGCAGUUUGAGUAUAAAGCGAAUGGAGUCUACAUUAGCCCAAUUUUUGCACAUUUGUCGGAAUCUGCAAAAGGCCUAACAACUAUUAGGGCACUUAAAGCAAAUCAAAUAGUUGAAAACCAAUUUUAUAAUUUACAAAAUUUACAUACCUCAGUUCAUUACAUGAAUAUAAGCGCUAACAGAGCUCUUUCCGUAUGGCUUGACUGCGCCUGUGUCUUUUACCUUCUCAACGUCACUGUGUUUGCAUUAACAAGGGAAACAUAUGGAGGCAAUAUUGGUUUUGUUAUUACUCGCGCAAUGGGUAUAACUGGACUAUUUCAGUGGGGAAUACGAAUGUGGAGUGCAAUAGAAAAUGAAAUGACUUCCGUUGAAAGAAUUGUUGAAUACACAAAAAUUGAACAAGAAAAUGAUAGCAAAAAGGAAAUUCCUUCAAGUUUAUGGCCAGAUGCAGGAAAACUGGAAUUUCGAUCUGUCUACAUGCAGUAUUCUGCGCAAAGUCCAUAUGUCCUCAAGAAAUUAAAUUUUUUGGUCAAAUCUAGGGAAAAAAUUGGAAUCGUUGGUCGCACUGGAGCUGGCAAAUCAUCUCUCAUUCCAGUGUUAUUUCGUUUAAUCAAUUUUGAAGGCAAUGUCUUUAUUGACGAUGUUGACACUAAAGAAAUUUCAUUGUCUUCCCUACGAUCAAAAAUUUCAAUAAUUCCACAAGAUCCUGUUCUUUUUGCAGGAUCGGUACGAAAAAAUUUGGAUCCUUUUGAUCUUUAUAAAGAUAGUGAAAUUUGGGGUGUUUUGGAAGAAGUACAAUUGAAAGACUUUGUCAGCAAUUUACCUUCAGGGAUGUUUAGUAAACUAUCAGAAGGUGGUUCCAAUUUCAGUGUUGGUCAAAAACAGUUGAUUUGUUUAGCGCGAGCACUUUUAAAGAAGAACAAAAUAUUAAUUCUCGACGAAGCUACUGCUAACGUUGAUCCUCAGACCGAUGAGCUUUUACAGAAGUCGAUAAAAAAUAACUUUGAAGAUUGUACAGUUUUAACCAUCGCUCAUCGUUUGCAUACAAUAAUGGAUUCUGAUAAAGUUAUAGUAAUGGAUGAUGGAUUAAUUGUUGAGUUUGAUCAUCCAAAUCUACUAUUAAACAAUAAGGGAGUUUUCUAUAAUCUAGUUAUGGAAACUGGGAAAAGUAUGGGAAAAAAAUUACUCGAAACAGCACAAAAGAAUUAUAACACCAAAAUGUGAUGGAUGAUCAACAAUUUUGUAUUUAUAUGGAAAAUGAAUAUUUUAUUUUUAUUUAUUACAGCAUACUAUACUUAAAUAAAAUUUAUUCAAAU